Molecule: messenger RNA, 1334 nt
Organism: Cheilinus undulatus (humphead wrasse)
Lineage: Eukaryota; Metazoa; Chordata; Actinopteri; Labriformes; Labridae
Gene: gja13.1
Product: gap junction protein alpha 13.2
Exons: 2
Coding region: 82-936 (284 amino acids)
Biological process (GO): cell communication
Cellular component (GO): connexin complex
Source: RefSeq, a predicted model, not a curated record
UUAAGUUAGAGCUCGGCUCCCAAUAGAGGCAGUGCUUUCGUAGACGGUCAGCAGAUUUGUAGCUGAACAUCACCAACAACAAUGGGAGAUUGGGGAUUUUUAUCGGAUCUGCUGAAAAAGGUGGAGUCCCAGUCCACGGUCAUCGGGAAGAUAUGGAUGAGCGUCCUCUUCCUCUUCAGGAUCAUGGUUUUGGGUGCUGGUGCUGAGAGUGUCUGGGGCGACGAGCAGUCGGGUUUCAUCUGCAACACUCAACAACCUGGUUGUGAGAACGUCUGCUACGACUGGACCUUCCCCAUCUCGCACAUCCGCUUCUGGGUCCUUCAGAUCAUAUUUGUGUCCACGCCAACUCUAGUCUACCUGGGCCAUGCUAUGCACAUCAUCCACAUGGAGAAAAAGCUGAGGGAUAAGCAGUUGAGCCAGCACAGCAGGAAGCUCAAAGUGUCCAUAGACAGCAACAAUAAAGAAAAGGUGAAGAUCAAGGGGAAACUCCUCGGGACCUACCUGACCCAGCUGGUCGUAAAGAUCAUCAUCGAGGCAGCCUUCAUCGUGGGUCAGUACUACCUGUACGGCUUCAUCAUGGUCCCAAUGUUCCCCUGCUCUAGAGAUCCUUGUCCCUUCACCGUGAAGUGCUACAUGUCCCGACCCACAGAGAAAACCAUCUUCAUCAUCUUCAUGCUGGUGAUGGCCUGCGUCUCUCUGCUGCUGAACGUCAUCGAGGUCUUCCACCUGCUCUGUAGCAAGGUCAGGUGUGGGUCCAGGCCUCGUUCUCACAACAUCACUUCGGCAGAAAACCCAGCCAGCCUCUCGGGUCCAAAAUGGCCGACUACAGAGGACACGCUCAAGCAGAAUAAGCUGAACAUGGAUAUGGAGAGCAGCAGUUUGGGUGGGAGUCUGGAUGGGGCCAAAGAGGAGAAGAAACUACUGAGCAAUCAUUAAAACGUCCAAACCAAGACUCUAAAACUCUUACAAUGUGGCGCACAAAUCAUGACUGAGCUUCAAGUUUAAGCUUGAUUGAAGCGAAGCCUUUGUCAGAAAAUUUGAUGUAUGCUGCCUCUUAUUAGGCCACUUUGUAAGAAUUUAACUUUGUACUUAUAAAUGAGAAAAUAAUGGAAACUGUGCAAUAUUGCUGAUGUAUUUAUGUUGCUCAUUUUCUAAUCUAUGAGUGUGCAGAUUUCUAUGUCAGGUUUAAAAAUGUUUUCUUUAAGUUAUUGCCACACUGGUUGUCAAAGACUUGAAAUUACAUGCAAAAAUGAAGAUUAUGAUUUUGUAAAGUCUACUGUGUUUUAAAUGCACUUUUGUAUGCUGUAUUGUUUGUAAUAAAUGAUUAAAAUUUG